AUGCUCUUAGACAAGGGAGCAGACGUCAAUGCACAGGGCGGCAAAUAUAGCAACGCUCUAAUUGUCGCCGCAGAGCCAGGCCAUUGCGAGAUUACAAAGGGGCGGAUGUCAAUGCACGGGGCGGAUGUCAAUGCACAGGGCGGCUUGUAUUGCAAUGCUCUCCAGGCCGCCUCCGCAGAAGGCCAUGAUGAGAUUAUCAAACUGCUCUUGGACCGGGGUGCGGACGUCAACGCGCAGGGCGGCCUCUACAGUAAUGCCCUGUGUGCCGCCUAUAGGAGAGGCGAUCGUGAGAUUGUCAAACUUCUCCGAGGAAGGGGCGCUGCUAUACCGUCUUCUAAGCGGUCCAACUUUAGGACUCUAAACAACCAGGCGAAAAACCCUCGUUUCGUAGACUCUGGACCUUUUGGUUAA
Messenger RNA from Penicillium subrubescens, 411 nucleotides. Its product is annotated as ankyrin repeat domain-containing protein. NCBI's taxonomy places the organism in Eukaryota, Fungi, Ascomycota, Eurotiomycetes, Eurotiales, Aspergillaceae. Gene Ontology annotation, biological process: regulation of transcription by RNA polymerase II. Gene Ontology annotation, cellular component: nucleus. The record is from RefSeq and is a predicted model, not a curated record. The coding region runs from base 1 to 411 and encodes 136 amino acids. The transcript has 2 exons. Gene Ontology annotation, molecular function: RNA polymerase II-specific DNA-binding transcription factor binding.